GACGUCAUUCACUUUGCGACCUGCACUUCCUCGUUCCUUCCUUCUUUCUCGAAACAGUUUUGUUUUCGUUUUGUUUUCCGCAAAACUAUGAAGUAUAGACGUUUUUAAACCGCCAGCUGUGGAACGGCUCUCUCUUUUAAAGUCGAAAAAAUGAUUAAGACGGACAAGAUUUUGCAUUUAAAGAGCAGUCGUGGGCGAAAGGUCCGUGUGGUCCGCGAACAUUACGUGAGGGAGAGAGUUCCAUGCUUCAGCGCCCUGUGCCUGGACGGCUGUGACAACGGUGACAAGGUGUUGCCAAAGGAUUUGACACACUAUGUGGUGCCUGAUGUUGGGGUCGUGGUCGAUUACUUGGAGAUCUUGGAGUUAAGAGAGGUGCAGGGCAUCGUCUUCACCCAGACAGCCUGCCAGGCUGUACAGCGCAGCAAAGGACGCAGACAGUAUAACCGCCUGCGAAACCUGCUGAAAGACCCCCGACAUGACUGUGUGCUGUUUGCAAAUGAAUUUCAAGAAUUUUCCUACUGCCAGCGAGAGAAGGGGGAGAGUCAAGAAAAGUGGCUGACCAGGUGUGUGCACGCUGCAGCAGUGUGGUACUAUAACCACCUAGCUGGUAUGAUGGAUGUAGUGAUGAUUACAGAGGACCAGGAUGCCAUUGCUCAGUACGGCAAUCUUUACUCUGGAGUGUACGUCAUCUCUGUCCAGGAUUAUUUACAGAAUUUCUGGUCAGAACUGCAGCCAGCCCAUGAACUGUACAGCUCCAUCAGCCAGUCUCUACAGGAGAAGGAAAGCGAAGGCACAGAGAGAGAGUUUACUGAUCAUCUACCUGCUGAAGUCUUGGCGUCUGGAAUCAAGUCUGGACGCUACAUUCAGGGAAUGUUGAAUGUCAAUAAGCAUCGGGCACUGACAGAAGCUUGGGUCCAAACAAUGGGUCUCUCAGAUAAAAACACAGAGUUGAGCAGCGAGGUGUUGGUGUACGGAAAUAAGAAUCGUAACAGGGCUGUGCAUGGGGACAUUGUCGUGGUGGAGUUGUUUCCAAAGACUGAGUGGAGAGGGAAGGCCUCUGUGCUGACUGAGGGACCAGGAGAUGAUAAGAAUGGAGAGGACAGCCAAAGUAAACCUGUAGCUACAGGGCGUAUUGUGGGCAUCCUGCAGAGGAAUUGGAGGGACUAUGUGGUAACAUUCCCAUCAAGGGAGAGCUCUCAGUCCCAGAGCAGAAAUUCCCAGCGUAUUCUGACUGUGCCUUGGGACUAUCGCAUCCCAAAGAUCCGCAUCAGCACACAGCAGGCUGACGCUUUGCAGGACCACAGAGUGGUAGUCCGCAUUGACUCAUGGGAAAGCACAUCACUGUAUCCUAAUGGGCACAGCGUGAGGGUUCUGGGUCUGGCUGGUGAGCUUGAGACGGAGAUACAGACUAUCCUCUUAGAGAACUGCAUCCACGUGGCUGCCUUUUCUGAUGCGCAGCUGAGGGAGAUGCCUGUCAAUUCUCCGGAGAAGCCAUGGAGAGUGGAUCCUGCUCAGGUGGCUGAGAGGCGGGACCUGAGGGAAAGUCACAUGGUGUUCAGCAUCGAUCCUGCAGGCUGCGAGGAUGUGGAUGACACGCUGUCCGUGCGCCGUCUCGGUGGAGGAAAGGUGCUGGAGCUCGGGGUUCACAUUGCUGAUGUUACACACUUUGUUUCUGAAGGCUCACUCACCGACUUGGAGGCACGUGCAAGGGCUACAACCUGCUACCUUGCAGACCGCAGAUAUGACAUGUUGCCUGCAGUUCUCAGCGCAGAUCUCUGCUCUCUGUUGGGAGGAGUCGAUAGGUACGCAAUGAGCGUGCUGUGGGAACUUGACGCACACACCCUUGCUGUCAACAAGGUGUGGUAUGGUCGCACAAUCAUCCGCUCCUCCUACCAGCUCCAUUACGAGCUGGCUCAAGCGCUCCUCAAUGGUGUGCAGACCGAGGUACCAGAAUUAUCCCACCUUAGCCCCCACGAGAAGGAUGACAAAUUAGUUCAGCUUAUUCAAGCUCUGGAGAUGCUGACCUACGUGGCUCGACACCUUCGGGUGCAGCGGGAUCAAGGCGGUGCUUUGGAACUGGAAGGUGUGGAGGUGCGGGCCCAGCUGGACAAUGACAAAAAUAUCACAGCUCUGGUUCCGCGUCAGCCUCUUGAAAUUCACGAAACGGUGGCGGAGUGCAUGAUUUAUGCCAACCACUGGGUAGCGGUCAAGAUGCAGGAAACUUUUCCUCAUCAGGCUCUGCUGCGGCACCACCCACCACCACGUCAGGAGUUCUUCAGCCAGCUGGUUGACAGCGCAAAGUCCAAGGGCUUUACCAUCAAUACCAGGUCCAAUAAGGCUCUAGCUGACUCCCUGGACCAGGCUGUGGACCCACAGGACCCACUGCUGAACAAGCUGCUGAGAAUGAUGGCUACCCAAGCCAUGUCUCAGGCUCUGUAUUUCUCUACUGGUGCUAUUUCCCAAGACCAGUACUACCACUACGGUUUGGCUCUAGACCGAUACACACAUUUCACUUCCCCCAUUCGUCGCUAUGCCGACAUUGUGGUCCACCGGCUUCUCAGUGCCGCCAUUAACAUGGAGAAGGGGCAGAGUGCUGCCAAAAUUUUACUCGUCAACAAGGAAGUGGAGGAGUUGGCUCAUCAUAUCAACCAAAAAAACAGAGCAGCCCAGCAGGCCCAGAGGUUGUCCACUGACUUGUUUCAGUGUCUGUACUUCAAAGACCGAGACCCUCACACGGACCAGUGCUGCAUUGCUGAUGCUGUCAUUUACGCAAUCCGAGACAAUGGCGUGUUGGCGUUUGUCCCGCAGUAUGGCGUGAAAGGCCCUGUGUACUUGAAGAACCGAGAAGGCAAAGUGGUCUCUGCCGGACAAGAUGGCAGGUGUGAGUGGCAGAGUGGAUCUGUACGCCGCUAUCCGAACCACAUCGCCACCACGUCCGCAGCAGGAACCACCACACUCACACUCUUCCAGCACAUCACCGUUGGCAUUUCUGUGCAGUCGUCCCGCUCUCACGCUGACAGUCUCAUCCUUGAGCUCCUCAACAACAAGCCACACCGGAGCUCAGAGCACUGCCAGGCUCCAACGCAGGGCCGCAACCAGCUGGUCCAGGAGGUGGUGCGCUUGGCCGAGGAGGCGUCUCAACAGGCUCAGGAAAAGGCCACACGGCGCCCCAAACUGUCCAAACAGGAACGAGAGUUCUGCCAAAGCAAAAGCCCCAACUUGUAUCUUCUCCUGGAGGAAAUUCGAGAGCUGGCAUUGAUGGACCUGGAAUGUGAAAACACAACCUAGGACCAUAGACACCCGCUCGUGUGUGUUUGGACGGGAAAUAAUGCGACAAGUGCUCACAUCAGAGCUUCUCUUUUUACAUGAAAACCAAAUUUUUUACCUCAUUUUUAAUACCUAUAGUUGUUUUUUUUUAGCAUGGACUGAUCUAAAGCAUACUUGCCAACCAUCCCGAUUUUUCCGGGAGACUCCCGAAUUUCAGUGCCCCUCCCGAAAAUCUCCCAGGACAACCAUUCUCCCGAUUUCCACCCGGACAACAGUAUAGCCCGGUUGGUAGAGCGGCCGUGCCAGCAACUUGAGGGUUACAGGUUCAAUCCCCGCUUCUGCCAUCCUAGUCACUGCUGUUGUGUCCUUGGGCAAGACACUUUACCCACCUGCUCCCAGUGCCACCCACACUGGUUUAUAAAUGUAACUUAGAUAUUGGGUUUCACUAUGUAAAGCGCUUUGAGUCACUAGAGAAAAGCGCUAUAUAAAUAGAAUUCACUUCACUAUUGGGGGCGUAACUGCCUUUAACGUUCUUUACAACCUGUCGUCACGUCUGCUUUUCCUCCAUUCAAACAGCGUGUCAGCUCAGUCACAUAGCAUUUGUGUCAACUCAGUCACAUAGCAUUUGUGGCCCUUACACACACACUUGGGUGAAUGCAAGGCAUACUUGGUCAACAGCCAUACAGAGUCUGAGGGUGGCCGCAUAAACAAUUUUAACACUGUUACAAAUAUGCGCCACACUGUGAACCCACACCAAACAUUUCGGGAGAACAUCUGCACCGUAACACAACAUAAGCACAAUGGAACAAAUACCCAGAAUCCCUUGCAUCACUAACUCUUCGGGGACUCUACAUUAUGCACCCCCAUCUCCCGAAUUCGGAGGUCACAAGGUUGGCAAGUAUGAUGUAAAGUGCAGUAGACUUGUUGGCGGAGAUAUUUUCUUUUAAGUGUUGAGGCGAUGUUUUGUUUUUUUCUCAGCACCUGUGAACUAAAGGCAUGUUUUAUUUUUGUACAGAUGCUCUUGGACAUGAUUGUAAGCCUUUACAAGAAGUAAAGACCUUUUAAGUUGUUUCUUUUAAAAUGCCGCAUUAGUGUGCAAAUAGAUUUUAAUAUCAAUUUGUACUGAAAUGUCCACAGUGAACGUUUACAAUAAAGUCAUCACAUUUGG
This is a messenger RNA of Nerophis ophidion (straightnose pipefish), 4435 nucleotides long. It is a transcript of the gene dis3l, whose product is annotated as DIS3 like exosome 3'-5' exoribonuclease. Gene Ontology annotation, biological process: rRNA catabolic process. The record is from RefSeq and is a predicted model, not a curated record. The transcript is spliced from 18 exons. Lineage: Eukaryota; Metazoa; Chordata; Actinopteri; Syngnathiformes; Syngnathidae. Gene Ontology annotation, molecular function: 3'-5'-RNA exonuclease activity; RNA binding. Bases 151 to 3288 code for a protein of 1045 amino acids. Gene Ontology annotation, cellular component: cytoplasmic exosome (RNase complex).